Messenger RNA from Stegastes partitus (bicolor damselfish), 3831 nucleotides. It is a transcript of the gene dennd2c, whose product is annotated as DENN/MADD domain containing 2C. The coding region runs from base 482 to 3280 and encodes 932 amino acids. The record is from RefSeq and is a predicted model, not a curated record. Lineage: Eukaryota; Metazoa; Chordata; Actinopteri; Pomacentridae. The transcript is spliced from 19 exons.
GAGGAGGAGGAAGGCGAGGAGUGUUCUGCUGCUUUUUCUCCGCUUUCUUUGUUGUUGUUGCUCCAGUUUAUUAAAAGCAGCGACACGUUUUUUCAUCUUUGCUGGCGGUUUCUGUCCCGAUCAGGUCUCCAUAAGGGGGUCCGGGGAUCCACACCGACUGUUGCUGAGCCCGCUGAGCUGGACGAUGUGUGGACUCCGGAUUUAUCUGGGUUCUUCAUUUCAUCGGAAGCAGAACGAGGGAAGAACAUGAGUUGUGUUGUCCACGUUCCGCUCCGGGGGUUGUUUCCAACAUGGAGAAUGGAGGACAGGACCGGCUGCUAGCAGAAGAAGACUGAAGACAUCGUGGGAGCAGCAGAAGAACCAUUGGCGCUCUUGUUUUGGUGACAGCUUCUGGAUUAAUUAUUACCAAUUUUUUCUUUGCGAGGAAACCCGUGAUGCAUGAUUCGCUCAUGGAGAACUCCAGGUGAGCUGACCUCUCAACAUGCUGGCUCUGAGAGUGGAGCAGAGCAGGCGGGGGGUCGGUGAGGCGGACCGCCUGCAGAAAGAGGCCGCCACGACCAGGCAGGGCUGGCAGCCGGGGAGGCCUCCGUCCCAUCAGCAGGGUGUUAGCAUCAGAGAGAAGAUCUCCCAGUGGGAAGGUCGCAGCCAGCAGGGCAGCAGCCAGGACGCCGGGGCGAGAGCGCACCCUCCGACCAUAUCCCGAACUCUGUCUGGAGAUCUCCUGGGCAGCAGAUGUUCCAGCGAGGGCUCCAGAGGGGGGCUUCAUGCUAAAGCCAGCCUUUCAAAAGCAAAGAGCUUGGGAUUGGAUUUCCGGGAAUCUUCGGGACAAACUGGCCACGUUGUGAUCGGCAGGAAAUCAGAACCGCUGCAGAAACAUUCCCCUCAGUUUUCAGCCUCAUCCCAAGAACGAAAUACACAAAUAUUUAAAUCUGCCAAAGGGAAGGCCAACACCUCCAUCUCUACAGGCAGACAGACUUUUACUGCCAACGGCGACCAAAAAAUGGGUCGCAUCGUGGAUGUUGAAGUAGUUUUCAAACCUCUACCUCAGUCGGCUGAUGAGCAGGAAGACAACAUGCCUGCCGGGAAUUUCUACACUUCACGGGGUUUCUGGCGGAAGCUGGAGGGGGACAGGCUGCUGUGGGAGAAAGGCAUCGCGUCUUCAGGUGAAGCUCACCCUCCUCCUAAGCCUCAGCGGACGUUUCAGUAUCGGGGAGUCAACAGCAGCAACAACACGGGGCCAGCCAUGCGGUGGGACAGUCGCUCCAUCGUGAGGGGCAGGAGGGUGGCUCACCCACCCAGCUUCCCGCCUCCUCCCUGUCCGGUUGCAAAGACUGAAGGACUUUCGAGGCAUAAAAAGAACAGGAAGUCCUUUGAGUACGAGGAUGCAGCACGUCUGACGGCGCAGGAAGACCUGGUGGGAGGCGAUGCCAGGCACUCGGGCCUUUACCACGCCUACUCCGAUGACAACAUUUACGAGGACAUUGUCUUUGAUGUGACCAGAGAUAACCCCUACGAGGACAUCAAGCUGUCGCCCAUGUGUCUCCCGAUUGCAAAGCCUCACCACCCAAAGUUGCCUCCUAAACCCCAAACGUUGCAUGGCUACGCUAGCAGAGGGGAGAAGAAGGGCUUCCAACCAGUAACGCCUUCCAAGUCCUCCACCCUCGCAGAUGCUCCCAAACCAGCUCCAUGCCGACGCCCGAGCGCUCAAAAAACAAACCGGACGCCUCAGUAUGUCAACAAGAUCGAGACCAUCUUCGACGACAAGCGAGGGAGGAAGAGAGUGAAGAACCAGGGAGCCACCAUGCGAGAAGAGACCAGCGGGACAGAGAGCGACCCAGAAGACAACACCAAAGCAGAAUCCAGGAGAUCCGUUUACAUCCAGUCUACACUGAAGCGUCGGCCAGGCUACCGCACCCUGGAGAGGGACUUGAUCCAGCUGCAGCAGCAGCAGCUCUUCCAGAUCUUUGUGGUGGUGUCGCUGAGAAAAGACUCCAGAGGAAACACCUACUCGCCUGAAAUUACUCAGCAGUUCCCCAAAAUGUUUGAGAAAUCGUCCCGGCUCUCUAAAGAAGCUGAGGAUCAGCUGAAGGUCAUUCCCAAGUUCUGCUUUCCUGAUUCUCAGGACUGGAAACCCUCUGCACACACGCCAAGCGAGACCUUUUCAUUUGUCCUGACCGGAGAAGAUGGCAGCCGCUGGUUUUGUUACUGCCGCAAGAUCCUGCCCAGCGGAAAAGGGAAGAGACUUCCAGAGGUGCACUGUAUUGUCAGCAAGCUGGGCUGCUUCAACCUGUUUGCAAAGAUUCUGGAGGAGGUGGAGCGGCGCAGAGAAAUUUCCCCGGCGCUGGUUUACCCUUUUAUGCGUAGCGUGAUGGAGGCCCCGUUUCCAGCCCCCGGACGCACAGUCACCAUCAAGAGCUUCUCCCCCGGCUCUGGGAAUGAGGUCCUGACGUUGUGCCGACCGGUGGACUCCAGACUGGAGCACGUGGACUUUGACAGCCUGCUGCAGUGUCUCAGUGUUGGUAAACUCCUGCAGGUCUUUGCCUCCCUUCUGCUCGAGAGGAGGGUCAUCUUCAUCGCAGACAAACUCAGCGUGCUGUCUCGGUGUGGCCUUGCAGUGCUGGCGUUGCUGUACCCCUUCACUUGGCAGCACACGUUUGUUCCCGUGCUACCAGCCAGCAUGCUGGACAUCAGCUGUUCGCCCACCCCGUUCCUCAUCGGGGUGCUGGCCCCGUACCUGCCAGAGCUGCUGGAGCUGCCCAUCGAGGAGGUGCUCAUAGUGGAUCUGUGUGCAGACAAGUUUGUCAUUCAGAUGGGUGAUGAAGACUGCAUUCUGCCCAGUAAACUGCAGGCAGCUCUGCAGCAGAUCCUGGAGGAGAGGGAAGAGAUCCUGCGACAAGACAACGGAGACACAUGUGGAGGCCAGCAGGCUGACCUGAGCUCCCUGGUAUCUGAGGGCUUUGUGCGUUUCUUCGUGGAGCUGGUCGGCCACUAUCCUCUUCACAUGGCCGAGUCCUCCAACGGGAGCAAAGAGCUUCAGCGUGACAGCUUCCGCAAAUCUCACCCGUCCCGUGGAGUCCGCCAGUUCCUGCAGCUCUUCAUGGACACCCAGAUGUUUGCUGGAUUCAUUCAGGACAAAGAGCUGCGCAAGGGAGGAGGAAGAGGUCUCUUUGAAGCCAGAGUGGCAGAGCACCUGGAUUCAUGCCCCGACCCUGAGCUCAGUGGUGUGAACCGGUUUCUCAAAGGACUGGGAAAUAAGAUGAAGCUCUUACAAAUGAAAUGAAGAAAGACCAACACAUCUGAUUGUGAAUGACUUUUAUAAGUAAAACCAGAACACUUGCUGCUGCUGGACUGGAUGAGACAAGUGAACGGGGACGAGAGAGAGUCUUGUGCAGAGGACCAGUCUGAUCUCAGAGCCACGCAUGCAUGUAUGUGUGAGAGCAAUCCUCAUCGGGUGAAAACUGGAAGCACAUUUUUUUAAUUUUCUAUUUCCAGCCUUUGUGAAACUACAAAAACAUUCCAGCUCGUUAAGACCUGAACAUGUGGGUGGAUGGACGGUGAAUGUGAAUGAAAACUUGUUUACCUGCAGCCUGUCUUACAUUUAAACCAGGAAGUGUAACCUGUGAGUACUUUACAGUUGAACAUGCUGUGUCCGUGUUUUUAUGUUGUUAAAUCCCAUUAUCAUUCCUUUUAGCACAAACUAAAGUCGUUGUAAUGGCUGUGUUCCUGUAUGCGUUGUAGAUAUAGCUGUUCUGAUCAGAACAUUUCAAAGGUUCAAUCCAAACUGUCUCUUUUGUAGAAACUUCACUUUUCUGACUUUAUUCUUGAUUUAAU